AUGAACCUCACACGCCCCCUAAUCCGCAAAACCAUCCUCCGACCCAUCCUCCACCGCACCCUAAUAGCCGCCCCAGGCCCGAACACCGGUCCCCUCCUAACCCGCCGCGCCGACCGCGAACUACCCAACCCCAACCCAGGCCGAAAAUGGCUCUACACAUUCCCGAUCUUCGUCGUCGCCGUCGGAGCAGGCAUGCUGGGCAUCUUCAACUACCAGAAAUCGUCCAGUAGCGUUGUGCACAGCACGCUGUAUGCGCUGCGGACGUCGCCGCGGGCACGGGAGAUCCUCGGUGAUGAGAUUUAUUUUGCGCAGCAGAUUCCGUGGAUUAGCGGGGAGAUGAAUCAGUUGCAUGGAAGGAUUGAUAUUUCUUUUUGGGUUAAGGGGAAUAAGCAGCAGGCGAAGAUGAGGUUUAGGAGUAUUAGGCCUGAUCGGAUGAGUUAUUUCCGGACUGAAGAGUGGAGUUUGGAGAAGGAGGAUGGGACGGUUGUGCAAUUGCUUGAGAGUGAUAGUGAUCCGUUCCGGAAGGAUUGA
Messenger RNA from Penicillium bovifimosum, 531 nucleotides. Its product is annotated as cytochrome c oxidase assembly factor 1 family protein. Gene Ontology annotation, biological process: mitochondrial respiratory chain complex IV assembly. The coding region runs from base 1 to 531 and encodes 176 amino acids. The transcript is spliced from 2 exons. The record is from RefSeq and is a predicted model, not a curated record. Lineage: Eukaryota; Fungi; Ascomycota; Eurotiomycetes; Eurotiales; Aspergillaceae. Gene Ontology annotation, cellular component: mitochondrial inner membrane.